Molecule: messenger RNA, 1176 nt
Organism: Arabis nemorensis
Lineage: Eukaryota; Viridiplantae; Streptophyta; Magnoliopsida; Brassicales; Brassicaceae
Source: the annotation of a GenBank genome assembly
AUGGAAGACGCGUCGGAGAUGGACGUAGAGUUGCAAAAUCGUCAACUUUCAGAUUUUUCUUCACCUCAAAAUGUGAAGAAAUUUGGUCUCAAGAACUCUAUUCCGACCAACUUCGGCUCUGACUAUGUUUUCCAGAUUGUACCAAAAAUCGAUUGGACAGCAAUUGCGGUCUCUUUAUCUACCAACUCGGUGAAGCUUUACUCGCCGGUUACAGGUCAAUACUACGGCGAAUGUAAAGGUCACUCAGACACCGUCAAUCAAAUUGCGUUUUCAUCGGAUUCGGCGGCGUCUCCUCACGUUCUGCACUCUUGCUCCUCCGAUGGGACCAUCAGAUCUUGGGACACGCGAACUUUCCAGCAGGUUUCGUGUAUUAAUGCUGGGGAUGAUCAGGAGAUUUUCAGCUUCUCCUAUGGAGGUGCUGGAGAUAAUCUUUUGGCUGGUGGAUGCAAAGAGCAGGUUCUUCUGUGGGACUGGAGAAACUCAAAGCAAGUUGCUUGUUUAGAGGAAUCUCACAUGGACGAUGUCACUCAGGUACACUUUGCUCCUAACAACCCGAAUAAGUUACUUUCAGCUUCUGUGGAUGGAUUGAUAUGUCUAUUUAACACUGAAGGGGAUAUCAAUGACGAUGAUCAUCUGGAAUCUGUGAUCAACGUGGGAGUUUCAGUUGGCAAAAUAGGUUUCUUUGGAGAUUCCUAUAAGAAACUCUGGUGUCUCACUCAUAUAGAAACUCUAAGUAUUUGGAAUUGGGAAGAUGGAAGCUGCGAAGUCAACCUAGAAAAAGCGCGGGAACUCGCAUCUGAUAGCUGGACUCAAGAUAAUGUUGAUUAUUUUGUUGACUGCCAUUGCCCAGGAGGUGAAGAGUUAUGGGUGAUCGGUGGUACCUGCGCAGGUACCAUUGGUUAUUUUCCGGUGGAUUAUAAACGGCCUGGAGCGAUCGGUUCAGCUGAAGCUAUUCUUGGUGGAGGUCAUAUAGACGUAGUAAGAAGCGUUCUGCAGAUGCCAUGUGAGUAUGGAGGAGCUGCAGGGCUAUUCGGAUGGACGGGUGGUGAAGAUGGGAGAUUAUGUUGCUGGAAAUCCGAUGGUGACUCUACAGAGAAUAACCGGUCUUGGACUUCAAGCGAAUUGGUAGUUAAGCCGCCAAGGAACCGCAAGAAAAACAGACACUCUCCUUACUAA